AUGGAUACAUCAAACUCUUGGUUUGAUAUCUCGAAGGCGCAAAGCCUAAAUUUUGAUUUGCAAGCUAGCUCCUGUUCCUCCAAAGCUAGAGGCGACGAAUAUUCAAAUUAUGCUAUAGAAGAUGACUAUAAAACACUGGCGACGGAUGACUUGGGAAACAUAUUGAACCUAAACUAUGGUGAAACUAACGAAGUGAUAGUCAAUGAAAUGAAAGACUUAAACCUUCCGCUGGGACCGCUUUCUGAUGAGAGAGCUGUCAAGGGCUCUGCUUUUUCUGAAUUAAUAACAAACGAUUGGCAAGGUAUGAACUUUAGCUUAGAUAAUAAUGGAAGAGACGCUGUUGUAAACUCGAUCAGUCUAUUGAAUAAAAAUAGAUCAAAUCAAGACCUUAGUAUGGCUGUUGUACAAAAUACAGUGGGCGAAGUUCCCCAAGACCGGAAGAACAUUACCACAUCAGAUAAUUUAUUAGAAAGCAUGAAAAAGAGUGCAAUAGAUAGGGGUUUUGAUAGAAACCUCGGCGAAUUACUAUUACAACAACAGCAAGAAUUACGUGAGGAGUUGAGGGCACAACAAGAAGCUAAUAAGAAGCUAGAGUUAGAGCUAAAAGAAACUCAAUACAAGCAACAACAAUUACAAGCAACUUUGGAGAGCGCUGAUGGUCAACAAUUUCGAUCCCCUAAAGCAAACAUCGCUCUUCCCUCCGAAAACGUAGAAAAUGUAUACAUAAACAGUCUCUCACCAAUGAUUUCCCCGCCAAUGUCGAACACUUCAUUUACAGGCUCACCCUCUAGGAGAAAUAAUAGACCCAAGUAUUCCUUGGGAAAAAAGAAUUCUACUGGUACGGCUGGACCAUUAUGUUUCCAAGAAUUGAAUGAAGAUUCUAACGAAUUAUUUAUCUCGCCAAAAAAAUCCCGUCCAAAUGCAAAAGAAUACUUGGAUUCGAAAUCCAAAUUUAUUGCUCCUUUUACUCCUAAAAGUAGAGUUAGUUCUGCUACUUCCAACUCCACUAACAUUACUCCUAAUAACUUGAGAUUGGAUUUCAAGAUUAAGGCCGAAGAACAGGAUGAUGAAUAUUCUGAAAAACCUUUGGGACUUGGUAUUGAACUUCUUGGUAAAACAGGUCCUUCUCCUACAAAAACAAUGCCACCAAAGGCUGCUCCUGUGGAUAUUAUGCCCACAAUUCCAGGGUCUGUGAAUAACACACCAUUAGCCAAUAAAGUGGCUAUAUCCUCCAGUUAUAUAGAUCAAUUUACGCCAAGAGGGAAACAGUUACAUUUUAACUCCAUCAUUGAGAAUUCAUUGGGUAUUACUGCUACGACACCGCACCUAAAACCACCAAGCCAGCAGACAGGGCAUUGCGAGGGUGUUUUUAAUGAUUUAGAUCCCAAUUUACUCAUGAAAAAUACAGAUAAUGAAGGUAAUAAUGAGGAAAAUGAGCCCGAAAGCAGAUUUGUUAUUUCUGAAGCACCUUCUCCGAUUCUAAAAUCGCAAAAUAGGUAUGAAGGAAGAUCGCCCCAAGUUGGUACUCAUGUUAGGGAAUGUGACACAAAUAUUGCAAAUAGUCCCUCAAAAAUAACCAGAAAACUUACAACACUACCCAGGGGCUCGAUUGAUCGAUAUGUAAAAGAAAUGCCUGAUAAAACUUUUGAAUGUUUGUAUCCAGAAUGUACAAAAACAUUCAAGAGAAGAUACAACAUCAGGUCACAUAUUCAAACGCAUUUGGAAGACCGGCCUUACUCCUGUGAUCACCCGGGAUGUAACAAAGCAUUUGUACGGAAUCAUGACUUGAUAAGGCACAAAAAAUCGCAUCAAGAAAAAGCAUAUGCUUGUCCCUGUGGUAAGAAAUUCAACAGAGAAGAUGCUUUGGUUGUGCACAGGAGCAGAAUGAUUUGCAGUGGUGGUAAAAAGUACGAAAACGUAGUGAUCAAAAGGUCUCCGAGAAAAAGAGGAAGACCAAGAAAGGACGGAUCUUCUAGUGUUUCUAGUAGUCCAAUUAAAGAAAACCUUAACAGGGAUCACAAUGGACAAUUAAUGUUCAAACUUGAAGACCAACUUAGAAGAGAGCGUAGUUACGAUGGGAUGGGAACGGGAAUUAUGAUUUCGCCAAUGAAGAUUAAUCAAAGGUAA
This is a messenger RNA of Saccharomyces mikatae IFO 1815, 2127 nucleotides long. It is a transcript of the gene SWI5, whose product is annotated as DNA-binding transcription factor SWI5. Bases 1 to 2127 code for a protein of 708 amino acids. Gene Ontology annotation, biological process: regulation of transcription by RNA polymerase II. The transcript has a single exon. Gene Ontology annotation, molecular function: DNA-binding transcription factor activity, RNA polymerase II-specific; RNA polymerase II cis-regulatory region sequence-specific DNA binding. The record is from RefSeq and is a predicted model, not a curated record. NCBI's taxonomy places the organism in Eukaryota, Fungi, Ascomycota, Saccharomycetes, Saccharomycetales, Saccharomycetaceae. Gene Ontology annotation, cellular component: nucleus.